This is a messenger RNA of Soboliphyme baturini, 273 nucleotides long. The record is from the annotation of a GenBank genome assembly. Lineage: Eukaryota; Metazoa; Nematoda; Enoplea; Dioctophymatida; Soboliphymatidae.
AUGAGACAGAUCACCGUUGCCUGUCUCCGCGUGAGGAAAAUAACCAUACAGAGGUUGCUAGUAAGUCGGUGUCAGUUGAACGCGGUCGAACUGUGGCACACGUCCAUUGCUUUAGAAGACCAAUCUGACGAUCUCCAAAACCCGCUGAAGGACGACCCUCGCUUUCAGUUUUACAGACUGUUCUCAGAGAAAGAAAAGGAAGCGCUGAAAAUAAGUUACGACCGUUUCAUCAACGAGCCAAAGGAGCUUGCCAUGUCCGUGUUCAUUAAGUAA